Molecule: messenger RNA, 2301 nt
Organism: Letharia lupina
Lineage: Eukaryota; Fungi; Ascomycota; Lecanoromycetes; Lecanorales; Parmeliaceae
Exons: 4
Coding region: 1-2301 (766 amino acids)
Biological process (GO): protein deubiquitination
Cellular component (GO): cytosol; nucleus
Molecular function (GO): cysteine-type endopeptidase activity; cysteine-type deubiquitinase activity
Source: RefSeq, a predicted model, not a curated record
AUGAGCACUAUCAAUAGAUUUCUUAGCCGGAAAGACAAGAAUUCGCAUGGGACACACAAAGAUAAACCUAAACGCUAUAGUGGGCACCUCAACGGUUUCUUCGAGGGCGAAGAGGUCAAGCCCCCUGAAAAAGAGGAGGAGAAGAAGAUUAAAACUCUCUCACAACGACUUGCGCGGAAUGGAAUCACAACCUUCAAAGACGACGACAUUGCGUACGUUUUGACUGGCGCCUAUGCCCAAGGAGAUUCGGGGAAAGCAUACGAACUGCUUUCGCUGCUGAAAGAGUCGGAGGAAGGCAUCAUCCGGGACUACAAUCCUAAUGUAAAGUUACUUGGAGCAAUCAACCGGGAGGGAGUCACUUGUUACUUGGACGCGCUGCUGUUCGCCAUGUUCGCUAGGGGCAGCUUUGAAGCAAUGUUAUACAAGAAUUUCGAGGAUGCGCCUAGGAAACGCCUGGCCACUUUGCUGAGACUAUGGGUAAAUAUUCUCAGGGCAGGAAAAUUGAUCACCACGGAUAUCACAAAGCAAAUACAACUUCAACUAUCUCAUUGCGGUUGGACAGAAGCCGCCGAGCUGUGUCAGCAGGAUGCUUCUGAGGCUUUUACAUUCAUCACGUCCACCCUUGCUCUACCUUUGCUUACUUUUAGAAUGGAUAUAUUCCACACUGGGAAGGAAGACACAAACGAUGAUCACAAAUUUAUCAACGAGCGGUUGUUGGAACUUGCCAUCCCCGAAGAGCCUCUUGAUGGACAUGUGAUCACUCUUGAGGAGUGCCUCGAGAUGUUCUUCAACAAUAAGAUCGAAGUGAAACGAUAUCUCGACUCGCUUGAGCGGAGAGGUACUCUCAAUUCGAUACGCUCACACCAGUCCUUUGAUUCAACAAAAGCCCACGCUUCGCAUUUUGAGGUUGCCGAACUCGACAACUCACCACCAUCGUCGCCCAAGGUGCUGCAGCCGCAGGUGUCUGCAAUACCAGUCUCGCCAAUAGCGUUAACUCACCAACGGCAUCGAGCACCUAGCAUCAUCCAAGAGCAUUACAUAGAUGAAAAAGUUGGAAUUCUUGCUCGCUCUCCAUCUAUCGCCGAAGAGCCAAGAGGUCGGGGUGGCCGUUUGAGAAAGGAAGUCAUGAUGCCUGCUUGGCAGUUCUUUAGUCUAAUACCUUGGUAUACGAACAACGUGCCUAGUAACGACGCCCAAGUUGCUGCGCACUUCUCAUCUUCAAGACCUAUCCUCGGCAUUUGCUUGAAAAGGUAUUCCAUGCUACCCAACGGGACUGCGGUCAAGCGGAAAACACAUAUCGAUAUUCCAUUAGAAAUCGGUCUACCUCAUUUCAUCCAAGACGACAGACUGGCCGAAGAUGGUCCUGCAUUCGGCAAUUUCAAACUCUUUUUACAAACAGUAGUCUGUCAUCAAGGCGUCUCCGUCGAAUCGGGCCACUACAUCAGCUUGGUCCGUAGCCCAGAUCCACUGAAAAACGGCGAAGAUCGGUGGAUGCGCUUCGACGACUUGGCCAAGGAGAGGGUUACCUACACCAACGUCGAGCAGUUCCUUGGCGUGGAAUCUCCGUACCUCUUGUUCUACCAAGUCAUCCCAAUUGAAGGCGACCCAGCCAAUAUCGCGGAUGGCGAAACGCAAGUGCUAAGCAGUGAGAACCCUCCAGCUUAUUCGGAGUCAGCUAUUAGUCGUGACUCAAACGUUGACUCUGCCGUCGGCGGCCUCUCUGUGACCGUCCCCUCACAUCAGAGUGGGAGCUCCGAGAUGCAACGGCCUAGUUUUGAGAUUCGCAGGCCAAGUUUUGAUGCUUCGGCAUCCGAUGAGGAUCCUCGAGGCCGGUCCAGCGUUGAGAGGCGGCAAAGUGUCGGCUUUGCCGACGACAGCGUAAGCAGCGCCAAUAUCGAUUUCUCGCCCACACCAAACCUUGGAUUGGGGCAAAUGAACGGGCUCAACACUCUGGCGGCCUCCCGCCGAGGCUCCAAGGCUACGAAGUCGAGUUCGAAAAGCAGACCCAGCAGCCGAGUGGACGAUAACAGGAUGAGCACAUCAUUAUCUCGAUUAGCAAACGCAAUGUCACGAGACAAACUCAAUACCCCGCUCGGUGUGCCAACCCAAGCAGAAGAUCAUGUAUCAAAAGUCCCUGGGAUUCCCGUAGCUGCCUCGACCGGAGAUGAGGAAGCUCACGACAAGGGGACUCUAAAAAAGGAAGCCAAGGAGAAAAGCAGAGCACAUCGCCGGGAUCAUCAGCACCUCGUGAAGGGAAGGCACAAAGAUGGAAAGCCUGACAGAGAGUGCUCGGCGAUGUGA